This is a messenger RNA of Tarenaya hassleriana, 1299 nucleotides long. RefSeq names its product bifunctional L-3-cyanoalanine synthase/cysteine synthase D2-like. Bases 124 to 1098 code for a protein of 324 amino acids. The record is from RefSeq and is a predicted model, not a curated record. NCBI's taxonomy places the organism in Eukaryota, Viridiplantae, Streptophyta, Magnoliopsida, Brassicales, Cleomaceae. Gene Ontology annotation, cellular component: cytoplasm. The transcript has 11 exons. Gene Ontology annotation, molecular function: cysteine synthase activity.
GGUUUGGCCCGAUCCGGUCCGGUCCGGAGAAUCCUGCAAAAUGGGUCUAACCAAGAUUAUGAUGUUGUCGAAUAAAAUUCAGUCUAAUCGGGGGAUUUCAGAAAGCAUUAUUGGCAUUUGGCAAUGGAAGAACAGUGCUGCUUGAUCAAGAGAGAUGUCACAGAGCUGAUAGGUAACACUCCAAUGGUGUAUCUGAACAGCGUCACUGACGGAUGCGUGGCUCGUGUCGCCGCCAAGCUCGAGAUGAUGGAGCCUUGCUCCAGCGUCAAAGACCGAAUCGCGUAUAGUAUGAUCAAAGAUGCAGAAGAGAAGGGUUUGAUCACGCCAGGCAAGAGCACAUUGAUUGAAGCUACGGCGGGAAACACAGGGAUAGGGUUAGCCUGCAUUGGGGCAGCGAAGGGAUACAAAGUCAGUCUAACGAUGAGAUCAGUGAUGAGUCUCGAAAGGAAAAUCAUUCUUCGAGCAUUUGGUGCAGAAGUUCAUCUCACCGACCCGGAGAAAGGCACCGAGGGAUUGUUAGAGAAGGCUCAAGAGCUAAUCAGCGACACACCCGACAGCUUCAUGGUCGGACAGUUCACGAAUCCAGCAAAUCCAGAUAUUCAUUACCGAACGACGGGGCCCGAGAUUUGGAGAGAUUCUGCCGGAAAAGUUGAUAUCUUUGUGGCGGGUGUCGGAACUGGAGGAACCGUUACUGGUGCCGGGAAGUUCCUCAAAGCGAUGAACAAAGACAUUAAGAUUUGUGCAGUAGAACCUGCAGAAUCUCCAUUACUCAGCGGAGGGAGAUCGGGGCAUCAUCUGAUUCAAGGCAUUGGAGCCGGUAUCAUACCAGAUGUUCUUGAUGUCGGCAUCCUAGAUGAAAUUAUUCAAGUAACUGGCGAGGAAGCCAUUGAAACAGCUCGACUUCUCGCCUUGAAGGAAGGAUUACUGGUUGGAAUAUCAUCUGGUGCUGCUGCAACGGCUGCGAUAAAGAUCGGAAAGCGUCCGGAAAAUGCCGGAAAACUCAUCGUGGUGGUUUUUCCAAGCGGUGGAGAACGUUAUUUAUCGACUAAGUUAUUUGAAUCAAUCAAAGAAGAAGCAGAGAAAUUGCCGAUUGAAUGAGAAGCCAUUUGGCUUUACCCGUUUUGGUUUGGUAUGGUCAUACCCAUAACCAAGAAUCCGGUUUGGUAUGGUACGGUCACAAAUAAGAGUAUAUGCAUGAUGUAUCUCAUUUUGAACAUUUUGUUCAUGAUGAUGUAUCACGUAUCUCCCCCAAAUAACACACCCAGUUGACUUACAAUAACGCAUUCUUCUCAUUUUUUG